AUGACACAGAACAAGACUCUCGUUUACAAGAAGAUCCCCACUGCCCUUCCCGUGGCCGGUGAGCAUCUCGUUAUCGAGGAUCGUCCCGUCGAGAUCGAUCAGGCUCCCCAGGGCGGUGUCGUCCUCGAGCUUCUCUAUGCCUCUUUCGACCCUUACCUGCGCGGCAAGAUGCGCGACACAACCGUCAAGUCCUACGCUCCCGCUUUCGAGAUUAACGAUGCUAUCGUGAACGGCUGCUUGGGCAAGGUUGUCAAGAGCGACAACUCUGACUUUGCCGAGGGUGACCUCGUUGUUGGUUUCCUCCCCAUCGCCGAGUACGUCCGUCUGGACAAGGAGACCAUCCCCAAGGUCAACUUGAGAAAGGUCCAGAACCCUCACAACCUUGACCUCGGUCUCUUCCUUGGACCUCUGGGUAUGCCCGGUCUCACCGCCUGGUCUGGUCUUCACCAGAUCGGUCAGCCCAAGAAGGGUGAGACCAUCUUCAUCAGCUCUGCCGCUGGUGCUGUUGGCCAGAUCGUCGGUCAGGUCGCCAAGCGUGAGGGUCUCACUGUUAUCGGAUCCGUCGGUGACGAUGCUAAGCUCGACUUCAUCACCAAGGAACUCGGCUUCGACCACGGUUUCAACUACAAGAAGGAGAGCCCCAAGGACGCCCUCCCCCGCCUCGCCCCCAACGGUAUCGACAUCUACUUCGAGAACGUUGGUGGUGACCACCUCGAGGCUGCUCUCGCCAACAUCAACGUCGGCGGAAGAAUCCCCGUCUGCGGUCUCAUCUCCGAGUACAACACCCCCGCCGACCAGCGCACCGGAGUCAAGGGUCUCGUCAACCUCAUCGCCAAGCAGGUCAAGAUGGAGGGCUUCCUCGUCUCCCACCCCCAGUUCGGCCCUGCUUACGCCAAGGAGCACCAAGAGAACCUCCAGAAGUGGCUCGCUGACGGCAGUGUCAAGGCCAAGCUCUUUACCACGGAGGGUAUUGAUAACGCCGCCGAGGGUUUCAUCGGUAUGCUCGAGGGCAAGAACUUCGGCAAGGCUGUCCUUAAGUUUAAAUAG
Messenger RNA from Fusarium sp. VM40, 1047 nucleotides. NCBI's taxonomy places the organism in Eukaryota, Fungi, Ascomycota, Sordariomycetes, Hypocreales, Nectriaceae. The record is from the annotation of a GenBank genome assembly.